Messenger RNA from Juglans microcarpa x Juglans regia, 3092 nucleotides. Its product is annotated as zinc finger CCCH domain-containing protein 55-like. Gene Ontology annotation, molecular function: metal ion binding; RNA binding. Lineage: Eukaryota; Viridiplantae; Streptophyta; Magnoliopsida; Fagales; Juglandaceae. The record is from RefSeq and is a predicted model, not a curated record.
AAAUAACAAAAACACAUGAAUAUGUAUUGUAUGUAUUAUGUGCUGCUCGCGCUUAUGCAGAUCUGAACUCUUACCACUCUCUGCCUCUUCAAGAGAGAUUGCAGGUACAGAAACCGAGAGAGAGAGAGAGAGAGAGAGAGAGAGAGUAAAGAGUGAAUAGUGAGAGAGUGCUGUUAGCAACUUAGCAGUACUCAGUACUGCCUUUUAGCAAGCCCGCUUGUUAUAUUUCAAACCCUACUGAUUGCCAAGCGAGAGAGAGAAGGGGUACCUCAAACCUUCACAAUCCUUUGUUUCUUGCUUGCUUCUGUUUUUUCUCUCCUAGAAGUAAAAGCCCAAGAAGCAAUGGAUCCUUUUGAAGCCACAAACGUAGUAUUCUCAAAGAUAAAAUUUUUGGAGCCAGAGAAUGCCUCAAAGAUCAUGGGGUACCUUCUGAUACAGGACCUUGGAGAGAACGAUUUGAUACGCUUGGCCCUUGGGUCUGAGACAUAUCUGCAGGCACUCAUCUUCAAAGCCAAAACCCAGUUGGGUCUUCCCUCGAAUAUUAUUUCUACACCCCCUACACCUUCCUCCCCUUCGCCUCUCAAUCCCAUAGCCAGACCAACCAACGCCAACCCUUUUUCACACUCCUCACCUAGACUCCCCAAUGGCUUUGACUUUCAUAGAAACCCAUCUACUGCCUCCUCAAAUUCUUGGCUACUUUCUGGGUUCCCAAACAAGCCCAUUAGCCCAAAGUCAAGUCCUUUGCUAACCUACGAUAAUAUCCGCGCCGGGUCGCUUGCUUCACGUUCAUUCCCAUAUAGCAAGAAUGGCUUUGAGAACGGUAGUGGCACUAACACUGACCUCAUUGACGAGCACCACCUCAACGAGUACCUCUCCUUCCUCAACGACUCUUCAUCUUCAUCCAGGACCGAAGAUUUGCUCGAUCCAGGAUUCGAAUUUGGUCAUGAAGUACACAAUUGGGCACAUUCUGCCAAUCAUGGAGAAACCCAUCUUCACAGACGGAGCUAUUCGGCGAGCGAAGCGUGUUUCGCGUCAGAAGAACCUGGCUUGGAAUCUGGGUUCAAGCCCUGCCUUUACUUUGCCAGAGGGUUUUGCAAAAAUGGCAGCAAUUGCAAGUUUGUGCACGGCGGGUUUGUUGAUUCGGUUGAUAUUCCUUCUGGUCCCAUUGUGGGUUGCCCGAGUAAGUUCGAGGAGUUGGAACUGCAGGAGGAGAUGAUGAGAUUGAAGGCUGCGCAGCAGCAAAGAUUGGCUGCGCAGCAGUUCAUGGCUGGAGUAUCACCGUCACAGUCAGCGUACAACAAGUGCAUGAAUUUUCUCUUGCAGCAGCAGACCGAACCCCAGAGCUCCGACAGCAUUUAUGAUGGGGAAGAUUUUUUCAAGUUGGGCCGCUGCCGGCCAGAGAGGAAUGACUUUUUGGCAAUGGCAUCUACAGAAAAGUUGAAUUCGGCUUCGAGGCAGAUCUACUUGACCUUUCCAGCGGACAGCACUUUUAAAGACGAAGAUGUUUCCGAGUACUUCAGCAAUUUUGGACCAGUCCAAGAUGUGAGGAUUCCAUACCAGCAGAAGCGAAUGUUUGGGUUUGUUACAUUUAUCUACUCAGAAACUGUGAAACUCAUUUUGGCCAAAGGGAAUCCACAUUUUAUAUGUGAUUCACGUGUGCUUGUCAAGCCCUACAAGGAGAAGGGAAAAUUUCCGGACAAAAGGCAACAACAGCAACUGGAGGGAGAGUUUUCACCUUGUUCAAGUCCCUCUGGGCUCGACUCUAGAGAAUCCUAUGAUCUGCCCCAUGCACCUAGAAUGUUUUAUAAUACGCAAGAAAUGAUAUUGAGGAGAAAAUUAGAGGAGCAGACUGAACUACAGCAAGCAAUUGAACUUCAAGGAAGAAGACUGAUAAAUUUGCAGCUUCCAGACUUGGAUGAACGUAUACACCACCACCAGCGCAGUCUGUCUGUUGGUUCUCCUGUUCUCGUAACUGCUCAGCUUCAUGCUAAUGUCAAUCAAAGUGUCAUCCUCCCAUCUGUUGGAACCAAACAAGAUGUUGCACAAGGUCAGCCAUAUGAUGGUCACAGUGACAAUUCUGCUGCAGCUGCUGAGCAUCAUCUUUUGCACGAAGCGAAUCCAGCUUGUAUUCACAAUAAUCACAGUGCCAACAGCAAGGAGGACAUCUUCCAUGCUGAAGAGUUUGAUCUCCAGAAAAGUGUAGAGCAGGUACUUCCCGAUAGCCUUUUGCCUUCUCCUACCAAAUCAGUAGGGGAUAAUCUCUCUGUCAAUUCUGCUGCUGUGUUGGAGGUUAAUGAGAGCUCCGCAUUCUCCACUACUCAGUAUUCUUCUGGAAAAGAUUUAUCACUCAGCAAUUCAACUAAUGACAAAGCUUCCAAAUAAUAUCUAAAUGCCAAGGUGCAUCCCUCAAGAAACUCUCUCGCUAUACUGAUAAGAGAAUAGAUGGUGGAUUCAACUUUAGAUAUAUUUAUUUUUUAAUUCCUUGAGUUUUCUAUUGGCAUGGAACUUUUGCAAUGCAGCCUUUGUAAUAAACGUGAGCAUGGCUGAACGGACUGACUUUCGGGUAACAGAUAUUCUUUUGUUUCUUGAAUUUUGCUAAAAAUUAAAACUACAAUUUGCAGAUAUCUGGUCAAGGCUUCUUGGUGAUUAGAGUACUCAUGUUUAUCUUGGCAGAAAUCAUAGAGAAGCUUAUAAAAGGGCGAAAAAUCCUUCAAAAAAUAUAGGAGAUUAUACCUACAUCAAAGAGUAGAUCCAUAGAGAAGAUAUGAACGAGUACAUCACCAUCAUCGGCAAUACAUACUACUACUAACAGCAAAUACAUAUUCCAUACAUCAGGACAGAUGAUUCUGAGUAGAGAAGGGUGUUUCUCUUCUACCGCCGUAACGACGCUGUAUGUGUUUCUGGACCACACUGACUGGAGCAGUACAAAGGAUUGUAACUUCUAUCACACUGUCAGCUACACAUUUUCUUUCUUUUUACCAUAUUUAUGUUGGGAGAUGUUGUUCAGUAGAAUUGGACUUUAUGCCAGAAGAUUAGACGAGACAAAUAUGUACAGGCUACUUUGUUAGAAACAAAGGAAGUUUAGAGGAAAA